Prunus armeniaca (apricot) is the source of this 1911-nucleotide messenger RNA. Lineage: Eukaryota; Viridiplantae; Streptophyta; Magnoliopsida; Rosales; Rosaceae. The record is from the annotation of a GenBank genome assembly.
AUGGCUGCUACCAGCACGCAGCAGGAUCCGUCCUCUCACCGGUGCACUUAUGAUGCGUUCUUAAGCUUCAGGGGUACAGAUACACGCAAGGGAUUUACUGAUCACCUCUACAGGGCUUUGGAGGUGGCAGGGAUCCACACUUUUAGAGAUGAUGACGAAAUCGAGAGAGGAGCAAAUAUUUCAGCAGAGCUUCAAAAAGCAAUACAAGAGUCUCGAGUAUCUAUCAUUGUCUUCUCCAAGGACUACGCUUCCUCGAGAUGGUGCCUGGAUGAGCUAGUGACGAUCAUGGACCGUAGAGAAACUAAUGAGCACAUGGUUAUGCCGAUUUUCUAUGAUGUGGAUCCAUCCCAUGUCAGGAACCAGACAGGAAUUUUUAAAGAAGCAUUUGCCAGACACCAACAGCGCUUCAACAAGGAGAUGGACAAGGUGGAGAAGUGGAGAAAAGCUCUCAGAGAUGUUGCAGAUUUGGGAGGGAUGGUUUUAGGAGAUCGGUACGAGUCGCAGUUUAUCCAAGAUAUAGUUGAAGUUAUUGGAAAUAAACUGGAUCACACAUGGAAUAGGAGAUUAAGAGUCGAUCCCUAUGUAGUUGGAAUAGAUUAUCGUGUGAAAGGCCUAAACAUGUGGUUAGAAGAUGGAUCAAGUGAUGUUGGAGUAGCUGUAGUCUAUGGGAUGGGUGGAAUUGGCAAGACCACCAUUGCCAAGACUGCUUAUAACCAGAACUUCUAUAAAUUUCAAGGUAGCAGCUUUCUUGCAGAUAUUAGAGCAACUUCAAAACUUCCCAAUGGUUUGGUUCACUUGCAAAGGAACCUUCUUUCAGAUCUCCAAAAGGGGAAAGCAAAGAAAAUAUACAGCUUGGAUGAAGGAAUAAUAAAGAUCAAACGGGCGAUACGUUGCAAAAGAGUUCUUAUUGCUCUUGAUGAUGUGGACAACCUGGAACAAUUCAAUGCAAUUCUUGGAAUGCGAGAAUGGCUUCAUCCAGGAAGUAAAAUAAUCAUAACAACUAGACAUGAACAUUUGUUAAAGGUUCAUGAGAAUUAUGCAAUGUUUAAGGUGGAAGGGUUGCAUGAGUAUGAAUCACUUGAGCUUUUCAGUUGGCAUGCCUUUAGACAACCCCAUCCUAGCGAAGGUUACAUGGAUCUUUCAAGACCUGUAGUGCAACACUGUGGAGGGGUUCCAUUAGCUCUUCAAGUUCUAGGAUCUUCUCUCUUUGGAAAAGCUGCAGAUGUAUGGAAAAAUGCAUUACAGAACUUGGAUGUGAUUACUGAAGGAAAAAUUCAAAAUAUUCUCAGAAUAAGCUUUGAUUCUCUGCAAGAUCAUGACAAACGUCUGUUCCUCCAUAUAGCCUGUUUCUUCAUAGGGAAAGACAAGGAUUUUUCAACUACAGUCCUUGAUGAAUGUGAGUUUGCCACAAACAUUGGAAUUCAAAAUCUGGUUGAUAGAUGUCUGCUGAUAAUUGAUGGAUUCAACAAGUUAACCAUGCACCAAUUACUUCAAGACAUGGGAAGGGGAAUUAUUCGCGAAGAAUCGCCUGAGGAUCCUGGAAAACGAACUAGAGUGUGGAAUAAAGAUGCCUCUAAUGUUUUGAGAAAAUUAACUGGUACAGAAACUAUUAAGGGCCUCAUGCUCAACAUUCCUAUGUUAAUAAAAGAUGAGUCUUCUAAGAUAACAUCCAGUGGAAGUAACAGAAAAAGAUUCCAUGUUGAAGAUUAUGAUGGAAACUGUUCAAGCAGCCGACGUCGGCUUGGUUUCUUCUCCUGGCAGUCAAUUAGUUUUUCUUCAACAAACUCAUUUCCUGUAUCAAAUGAGAUAGGUUUCAAAACAGAGGCAUUUAGAAGGAUGCAAAAUCUUGAACUCCUGCUGCUUGAUAAUGUACAAGUCAGUGGAGGCUAUGAAGAUUUCCAAAAAAUUUAA